ACCUUUUCCUUCUCAAACAUCAAUCCUAUUUAUCACUACUUUUCAAAGCAUGCCUCGUCUUUAUGUGAACGUAGAGCGCCAGCUCCAAGAGCUGGAGAAUGGCGCACGCAAUCAUACAUUUAGGUUGUGGGACAGCUUCAACAACUUUGCUCUGCGCGACAAUGUGCUCGAGGUAGCUGUCGGCCUAAUCCUUGCUGCAGCAUUCACCGCCUGUGCGAACUCGCUUGUGUCCGACAUCAUUCUUCCCGUCAUCUCGCUCCUACCCUUCCUAAGCCGCAACCUCGACGAGAAAUUCGCUAUUCUGCGUAGAGGACCGCACUACAACGGUACGAUCAGCAACGGUUACAACACUGUGAAGCAAGCGUCGGAAGAUGGCGCGUUGGUCCUGGCGUGGGGAAAGUUCUUCGAUGAGAUCUUCAGGUUUCUGCUCAAAGCGGUGAGCUUGUGGAUCAUCGCAGUGACCUAUAGCAGUACCAGUGGCGACAAUAUAGUGAAGAGGCAAGUGAAGUGCAGGUACUGCAAUUUGUACAUCAGCGAGAUGGCGAAGAGAUGUGUGAACUGUACGACCUGGCUGGACGGCAGGGAGGACAAAUGACUGCAAGUGGACAUUUGCGAAUGCGCACAACCGAUGUGCACGCGCACUUGCACCCUCUCGCAUCGGGGUCAAAGGUUACUCGUCGAGCAGACUCAGCCAACGCCCGAGACGAUCGCCAAUAGUAAGGUACAUGUCGAGCACGAUCUGCGUGCUGGAUCAAGCAACACCUUGCAUAUCCUAGCUUAUCAUGUACUGUACAAUGCAAGGCAGCCACGUUGCGACAUGCGAGUACCAACUGUAAUAG
This is a messenger RNA of Boeremia exigua, 839 nucleotides long. RefSeq names its product putative large-conductance mechanosensitive channel. Gene Ontology annotation, molecular function: mechanosensitive monoatomic ion channel activity. NCBI's taxonomy places the organism in Eukaryota, Fungi, Ascomycota, Dothideomycetes, Pleosporales, Didymellaceae. Gene Ontology annotation, biological process: intracellular water homeostasis; monoatomic ion transport. The record is from RefSeq and is a predicted model, not a curated record. Bases 50 to 595 code for a protein of 181 amino acids. The transcript has 2 exons.